UAACGCUCUCUAAGCAAGCGGAACAAACGCGUUCUAUUUACUGGAAUUCGGAAGUCAUUCUACGCUCCGUUCCAUUUAUACAUGCCAACGAGUUGAUUUCGUUACUCGACCGCACAAGGUCCCGACAGGCGACGUGAUAGAUAGUAUGGUUUUCCAAAGUACGAGCAAAACAUACCCAAGGCACUUGUCUACAAUUGCCUGCCUCUCCGUUCUUCAUCGUCUUCCUUGAGUCGUGCUGAACAGCAGAUUCUCGUGGCUCCCGCUCUGUGGCAUAGUUUUGCUCGUUCAGAGCGUUACACAUCGCAGAAAGUGAAACCAAGGAAGGAGGAAAAUUUGUUUUAGAAUUUUUCUCCUUUCGAUGUCGCACAAUAGCAGAAACAUUGGAUGAAAACCCAUCUCAACAUUAACCUGCCUUGAUGUGGACCAGUGUGUAGUGCGUAUAAUAUGUGAGUACAGUGCUUCGAGGCUCUGUGUGAGUGAUGAAUUAGCAAUAACGGUGGUUCCAGUGAUCCUGAAACGGACGUACUCUGAUUGAUAAGUAGAAAUCAUCGUGGAUUUGAAAGUGGUUUGCCGAAAUCGUCCCAUUUUGUUGCCAUUAUGCCUGGUGAAAUUACGUUUGUUGCAAUGCGGUAGUAAUGGCACAUUCCAGAAUUGCAAUAGAUUGCAAUAACCAGAAGCAAUCAUCACGAAGCUACAGUAAGCUCGCUAUUGCUACAAUUAAUAGCUUGACGAUGUACGUUAAGCUACUGUCACUAUGUGGAAUCCGGAAUCCGAUAUCCUCUAUUAUAUGCCGGCAGCGAUUACUCUUGAAGCAUAUGGUCGCGCAAAUUCGUCAACACUACAUUCCAUAAUUAGCGCUGUACUAACAUAUCUCGCAUAUCUCAUUGUGAGCUGGGCGGAAAACACCCUGAAUUUAAACGAAGCUCGGACGUAAGACACAAAGUCUCUAUCAAAAAAAAAAAACAAACACCAUCACCUUCAGUCUUAAAAGUGUACUCUUAGUGAAUGGAGCGUUUCUAAUACGACAGUGUGUGCCGAAGGAACCUUUAUUGUUUAUUUUUCUUCCGUUUCGUUUUAAAAUGCGCCUCUCUGUGAAGUGCGAGAAGAAAACUCUGUGACGAUUAGUGCAGUAAGAUCAUGCGAUAUGGAAAAGUUAUAUUGGCGACAACAAGAAAAUCGCGUUUCUAUUCUGAUGCGCGGAACAUGUCGAAACAAAGAACUGGAAAAUUGGUGAUUAACAUAUCGCAAACGGAAUUACCAACCUUAGUCAUUACGGAGCAAGGACGUGUCCACAUUUAGUGUGUUUCUGCGUAUUACGAAUUGAUCGCUGCUGAUUUGGUGCGAGGUGCAAGAAGGAAAUAUUUUCAGGUUAUUGCCAAUUCCGAAGAAACGAAUGGAAGAUUUCCAAAAGCACACCAUACGAAAGAUCGCACCUACCGCAUCCGAAGAUCUGCAUAAACAUGCAUGGUGGCGAAUAACCACCGAUUAUGGGGGAAAAUGUCCUUUAUCCAAACAAUCCAUCCUGGGUGUUUUCCUUAUAACCCUUAUAUGUUACUCCUGUCCAGCAACUCUAGAAAACAUCCCGUCUUUCUCGAUUGUUCGAGACGAUCCCUUCCCACGAUACAUCCCAUCCAUAAGACUAUGCUGACGUUAUGACUAUCAGUUGACCGAGUAGAUGAAGCAACCAGUCCUUCAUAGACUUCGUCGACGUGAAAGCAUCGUUGUGUACAUCACAGGAUCAUCGGCGCAAAUAAGGGGAAACAUUCUUCCAUUGAGAUAUGCACAAUAACAUAUCGUUGCAGUAAUCGGCGUUAUCAUCGCACCAUCGAACAUCACGUGGAACCACGAACAACACAACAUCAACUCAUUCUGCGUAUGUUCCGUAUAAUACUGUUAAACUGUUUUCUAUUGCUCCACUUAGUACAAGAGCCAGUUGAUGGCGGCCGAAGUGAUCCCAAUCAACUUCGAUCCGUAUUCGUUUUGUUGCAUUGUUGAUAUGUGUGUAUAUAUAUAUAUAUUAUAAUAUAAAAAAUACUGCUAGAUAAUAUGUUUCGCGCUGUAAAAGAUGUAAGUUUUCGUCAUCCAGCUUGCAAGUAUUCGUUACCGGCACCAGGGAAAGGAUUUUUAUCCUGAUUUUAAUGGGUCAAUUCAAAAUCCCUUCGUUGUGGAUUCCACAAUAGCUGUAUUUGUAUGAAUUUGAAUAAAUAAAAAAAUUAGUUUAAAAAUAAUAUGUUCUUUGCAUUGCCGCGUCAUGAUAUCACAAAAAAUACUGGCAAGGCUCGCCAUUUGUUUGCAUUUGCUGCAAUUAUACCCCUUUGUUGUAAUUAGUGAUGGCAUUUCUUUUCGUCGUUUCAAUCUUUGGGUAUUGGAGAAUAUUCCGAGUAUGUUGGGGUUAUUUUGUCGUAAUAUUACCAACCUGUUCACGACAGAAUCCGCACUGUGAAAUGAAAUUUUUUGACCCUAUGAAAGAAAAGUAAUCAGUACAAUUAAAAAGAAUCUUAGAUGUUAAACUAAAUCUUCAAAGUAUUCAGACUGCUUAUAAAAAGAUCAAUUACAAGGCAAUGUUGGAAUAUUGUUUAGGGAAAUCGCAUUGUCUAUCACUCCUAUCAAUUGAUUCAUUGCAGGACAUCAGUAACGAUAAUAUAGAUACAAUAUGGUGAGGAUGUUAGCAUAAAUAAUGUAAAACUCAAAGUUUUUGUUUCGAAUUUCCACGGCAGCAAAUUUUCACCCGAAUAAGAGAAAGAGAGAAGGAAGAGAAAACAUAGGGGUUGAAAGUGAGAGAUUGUUUACAAAUCGUAGACGCAGACUGUCAAAAGUGUGCAGUAAGUUUGGCUCGGUUGGUUGAAGUGCAGCAGAGCAAAGUUAAUCGCAACAUUCGUUUAUAUGCUAAUCCCGAGCGUGUUUCACCUUGCAAACGUGCUAAGAACAUGUAUCUAGUGCUAGAGGACACAGUAGUGGCAAUUUAUUAAGAAUAUUUCAUUCAAAAUGUCGCUGGUUGAUAAAGAACUUACGCACAGGCAGAGUGUUGAUAGCUGUGAUCUGUUGUAAUGAGGAAAAAGAAAUAACUCGUAUGAAAGCUGUCAAACUUGGCGAACUAAAUUUAUAAACCAAUCCUAGCACUUUGCCUGCUGCUAUCGUGUAUAGUGAAUGUUUGUUUGGCGUUAAUUUGAGGAGAUAACAAGUGCGUUUAGUGAACAAAUAAUGGAGCCCAACAAUCGGCCGAUCGCUGGUGAAGCGUACGAACGCAACACCAUCUCGACAAACACAUUCCAGAUCUGGGAAACGACUGUGCGGUUGGCGCAGAUUCAAACGCUCAUCGAUAAGCUUUGUCUCGCGACCUGUCCGGACGAGGCGAUGAUAUGCUUCCUCCAGGAGACGGACGGCCAGUCCAUGCUGGAUAUUAUAUCCGACGAUGAAGAAGAAGACGAUACAGAACCACAGCUACGCGGCAAGAGUUAUCUCAAGCGAAUGAUUCAGGAUAUGUACACGCGGCCCCAGAUGAUCGGCACAGUAAAAAUGAUCCUGUACCACUGCCUGACGACAAUGGCAGAAAAGCUAACGCAGGACAUUAAGUUCCGCUCGGAAAAUGCCGAAUUCUUCGACGAUCUUGAGCUGGUGUUAAGCCGCAUGACUGAUGAGGCGGCCGAAACUACCAAGCGCGAAAUCAUGCAGUACUUGUCGAUUGCAAAGAAACGGCUAGCCAAACGGAAGCGGGUACGGGAUCAGCAACAACACCAGGAGCAACGGCAGCAGCAACUACAGCACCAAGAACAGCAGGAACCUUCAUCAUCGUCGUCUCCCUCUUCUUCCUCCUCCUCUUCCUCGUCCACUACACCGACGCCUGACUGUAGAAUUUCCCCGCCCUAUGGGUCAUAGGAAGCCACGGGUCAGUCGAAGACGAUUGGCUGAAUGAGUGGGGCACAAUCCGUUUGCUUUCGGCUGGUUAUUACAGCAUUGAAUCACGGAUGGAUUAGUUUAAUUAUUAUUUAUAUUUGCUACCUUCUUGAAUGGGAAUGCAGCAAUCGCCGAUCGUGGUACCGAGACACGAUGAUGGCCAACUGUGUGAGUCCUCUAAUGCGGAAGUUAAUAAAAUUAUUAUUUCGUUUACAUGAAUAAAUCAUAUGUAGGUGCAUUUUAAGAA
This is a messenger RNA of Anopheles funestus (African malaria mosquito), 4141 nucleotides long. RefSeq lists its product as uncharacterized. NCBI's taxonomy places the organism in Eukaryota, Metazoa, Arthropoda, Insecta, Diptera, Culicidae. The record is from RefSeq and is a predicted model, not a curated record. Bases 3202 to 3876 code for a protein of 224 amino acids. The transcript is spliced from 2 exons.